GACACUGUGCGGUGCUGUUUAAACUUCACAGGUCUCAGACAGACAUCGAGACAUGUGGCCGAGACGUUCGUAAAUGUAUAACGAGUUAGCAGUGCAAUCUAUUCGGCUAUAUUCAGGUUAUCUUCAAACUUUGGAGUCUAACCAAUACUCGGAAAUAAGUGGGACAACAAAAAAUAAACAACCACGCCAGUUUUCUAGCUAUUGAUUUAGCUUCGGGGGUCAUCUGGUCAUUAGGGACAAAGCAACACUGUGCCAAAGAUGACGGGUGAAUCGGGAAAUGACGGACAGACUCCAGAGGGAGACCCGGAGCCGGAAGAGGCGGAGCGGUGUCCUAUCUGCCUGGGUGCCCUGGGCCGCUGUGUCCUGGCCAUGCCUGACAGCUGCUGCCAUUUAUUCUGCCUCAGCUGCCUCCUCAGAUGGGCAGAGUUGCAGGCAGUUCCAUCCUGCCCAGUGGACAGGCAGCCUUUCAAUGUUGUCUACAAACGUGAUGCUGUGCUGGGAUGUGUGACGGUUCCUGUGAAGAAGAGAGUCAGCCAAUCAGAGCCAGAGAAGUGUGGCUGCACAGACCCGGAAGCCAGUGGCUGUUUGUUGAAGAAAAAAGGAGGAAGAUGGAGGAGACCGAAGACGGAGAGGACAUCAGAAGCCAAAGGCCUUAUUCGGAAAUGCAGCGAUGAUGACCCCUCUGUGUUGAGCAAGAAGAAGGUGAGAGGACCUCUGUGCUCUUGGUCUGCGGCCCAGACAGGCACAGCAAUGGCGACUAUGACACAGUGCAUUGCAGAACCCCUUUGGGUGCCCGAGGAGGAGCCUGAGGAUGACUGUAAACAGUGUAGCCGCAAAACACAGGACUGCCCAUUUCUGCCUGUUGCUGUACCCGUUCCUGCCAGUGGCAACUCGAGGCAGUUGUUCCAUCCUUCUGAGUGGAGUAGCAGCCCUUUUCCUCUGAGACCCCUCUCACCGUUCUCUACUACUGCUUCACCUCUCGGCUCGGGGCAUUUUGUCUUUCAGGGAAGAGUUUGCGCAGUCACCUGCCCCAAAGGAGAGGAGAAGGGCACACGUGGAUCUGGCUCCAAAGGCCCCUCCAAACAGACAGAGGCCCUGACGACUAGGCGCUCUGGCCGCCACAGCAGGGUUGAGGAACAAGCUCCUACACAAGACCCUGCAUCUUCGCAGUCCCACUCUUCAGAUUCCGACACUUCCACAAACCCACCCACAAAAGCGGGCAAAAGCACCGCAGCAGCUGGUAAGAAGGGCAAAUGGGCAGCUCAGCGAAAGCCCAGCGCCAGGAGGAAGGCCCAAGUGAGAAAAAAGGCCUCCAAAGUCAUCCUCAGUAGUCCAUCAGGAAGUGAGGAAGAGGAAGCCAAAGAGGAGGAGGAAUUCGAGCAGCAGAGGAAAGAGGUAGAGGAAAGGGAGCAGCUCUCAGACACUGCAGUGAGCCCACAGGCUGUGCAGCGCACCUCCAGCCCUACCGAGGAGGAAGGCCGUCCCGAACCUUCUGCGUGUGAUGCCCUGAAGGACACUGAGGACCAUCCAUGCGAAGAUGAUGAUCUUUCUGAGGAAGAAGAACAUGGGAAGGAAGAAGAAGAAGAGGAGGAUGGUGAGGAAGAGGACCGGAAGUCAUUGUCAUCAGAUGUAGAGCUGAAUACCCCUGGGCUCUCCCCCGACAGGGACCAAGGUGCAGGGGAGGAACACCCGGACCAAAUAGAAGACCCAGAGAAAAGCAACUCACCCACUUCUUCCAACUCACCAGAGAGACCAUUGGAGAGCCCCCAGUCUGGACAGUCAGGACAACUUGGGGAGGAAGAUGCUGAUGCCGUGGAAGCCACUAACGAUCCAACAGAAGUGAAAUCAGAUGAUGAAGCCUCAGUGAAGGAGGAGAAAGCAGAGGUCUCUCCCUGCCCCACUGCAGAGCCUGAAUCUUGUACUGGCUCGACUCGUUGUGAAUCUCCAGACGGUAAUGUGUCCCAGAGAGUUCAAGGCGCCUCAGAAGCAAAAGUGUCCGAGGAGGACAGGCAUGAUCCAAAGGAUGUCAUAAAUGAAAAACCAGCAGCCGGCAGCAAAGAGGACGGUCUGUCUGAGGAUGACACAGAAGCAAUACCAAUGGACUGUGAUUCACCCAGCAGUGAGAGCAGCACCAACCUGGCCUCUGAUCCACCAAAAGAGACUGAAAGUACAGCUCACGAGUCCACAAGCCAGGCCACGGAAGACAAGAGGAAUGGUAGCAGGCAGGAGCGGGAGAGCUCGGUCAGAGAGGAAAGGGUAGAGGAAAGGAAGAAUGGCAGGCAGCGCAAGUCACGCUUCCACUCUGCUGCUACCACUUGGUCUCCCAAGAGAGAGUCGAAGCCGGACUCGUUGAGGAGGUCGCGCUCCAGAUCUCAGGAGCGCAACAAGGAGCGCCAGGCCUCGGGCAGCCCCCCCUCCAGCCGCAGCAGGGAACGGGACGCUGAGAGGGACGCCCUCAGGACGGACCGUAUCCGUGACCGUAGCCGUGAGAGGAAAAACAGGAAGCGUUCUAAGAGCCGUUCCAGAUCUAGUUCCAGGUCCAGAAAUAGGUCCUACCGAAGAGGGUCAUCCCCGGAGCACCCAGACUCAGGGGUACAGUCACCACGGAAGAGAGAUCGCUGGACUGGAGAUGGAUGGAGGCCUGGGCCGGGUAGCGACCCCUCUCGAAGGAAUUUCCCAGAGAGGCCAGCCAGAGACACGGGCCGCUCUGAAAACGGCGGCUUUGCAGAUGUUUCCCCCAGCAGGGAAAAUCCUGACUGGGUUAUUGAGAAGGCGCGUGCUGACACAGAGGCCAGGGUGACAAGUGGGCCUCGCUGGGAAGAUAAAGGCUGGGGUGGAGAUCGUGGACGAGGCACAGGACGAGGCCGGGGCGCCUACGGAACCUCCAACCAACAGGGGGAGCAGGCAGAAAACCGCUGGCAGCCCAGAAACACAUUCUCAGGGACCUCAAACAAUUCAGGGAGCGACGCGUACAGCCGAUUCAACGAGAACCGUGGUGGCCGCAGGAAGGAGCCUGAGAUGGGCGAAUCGAUGAUGGACCGCUCUGGCUGGUCAUCAGCUUCUAGCUGGGCUGUGCGGAGGACACUCCCAGCAGAUGUGCAGAACUAUUACUCCAGGAGAGAUCGAGGGGGGGGUGCAGGCUCUGGCAGCUGGAGCAGGCAGGAGGAGACGUCAACAGCAGACCCAGCUCAGAGUGAGAACAAUCCCCAGCCCAAUGCGGGUGGAGAAGCUCCACCCGCCCUGAACGUCAUGCCUCCCCAAAUGAAUGUCCUGCAUUACCCAAUGGGCCCGCGAGGCCCACCUGUCAGCCUGCAACCACCCCCCUUCGGGAUGCCACCUCAGGUCUCCAUGCACCACCACUCCUCAGUGCCUCUCCUGCAGGUCCCUGUGACAGCUGCCCAGGGCCUCCCACCACCACCACCACCACCACCUCCCAUGCAGCAGGGCAGCAUGAUGGCCAUACAGGCAGAUAGCCGCACAACACAGAUGAUGAGCAGCAUGGCAGGCCAUGGCAAAGCCCCCUUCAUGCCCACCAUGACCAAAGUAGGCGGCACCAACACAGUCCAGGCCCACAGCAUGGCCAUGCCAUCCUCCACCACCCAGCACAGCAGGGCUGCCCCCCCAGACAGCUCCAAGAAAGAAAAGAUCCAUGAGAGAGCUGUCAAUGAAGUGAAAGCAGCCAUGAAACCCUACUACCAAAACAAGGACAUCACCAAGGACGAGUACAAGGAGAUUGUACGCAAAGCAGUUGAAAAAGUCUGCCACAGCAAGAGUGGAGAGGUGAACUCUGGGAAAGUGGCAAACUUGGUGAAGGCCUAUGUGGACAAAUACAAACACGCUCGCAAGAAAUGAACCCUGACAUCUGCUGAGGGGGAAACGGUCUCAGCCCAUCUGCUUAAGUGCAAUUUCUACCAGGUGUAACAGCCUCCCGGCUGACAGACUGGAGCCCGACUUUUGAUAUCUCUUAUUUUACCUUGAAGAUUUUUCUAUAGAUUUCAUAUUUUGUUUAGAAAUAAUCCAAUCGGAAACUGUAGUGUGAGAAGACCGUUAUUUCAAGUAGAUCUUGUGGAUUGGGAACUACUAUGAGAUAGAUGCCCAGAGUAGCUGGAGCAGUAAGGUUAGCACCUGUUCUCUGGUGAGAUGGACAUGGUGCUAUGGGUAGUACAGAGGAGAGCACCCUCUCGUGGAGCCAGCUGGUAUGAUGAAUUUCUCCCUCUCUCCACCCGGAGACCUCCUAAUGACUUCUUAGUUUAAAAAUAUUGUAAUUGUUUCUCAUUUUGUUUUUGUUUUAUAAAUAUUAUAUUAUGAUUAUUCUGGAGAAAGCCUAGGUAAAUGUGCAUUGCCUUUAUGACUCUAGGCUGCAUCACACAGGCAGCCCAAUUCUAAUCUCUUUCCACUAAUUGGUCUUUUGACCAAUCAGAUCAGCUCUGGAAAAGAUCUGAUUGGUCAAAAGAGGGUGCGAAAAAUAUCAGAAUUGGUCUGCUUGUGUAAACUCUGCCUUAGUCAUCACAGCUCAAAGCUUGAGUGUAAUUGUAUCAGGGACUUCAUUGGUUGAGAGUUGGUGAUCAGUUGUCCAAUCGGCAGUGAAUUUGUAGCGUAAGGUAUGGGUCUGGCAGAUCAGGUGAAAACGGCCAUGUCCCUUACUUGUUAAAUGUGCUGCGUAAACGUGCGAAAUAACUAGAGCAAUGAAAUAAAUGAGCUGCUUCAUGUCUGGCUAUCUGUGUGUGUUUGUGGUCAUACAUGGAAAAGUUAUUGACCCCAUCCAUCAAUUUUAACAUCAGAAUUUCUAUUUUUUAAAUAUCCAAUGCAGCUGUUUUCUCUAUCAAAUCAUUUCUGGGUAACAGUUACUGUUACUGUGGUUGUUUUCAAUAAAAAUUGUAAGAAAAUGUAUGUAAA
Molecule: messenger RNA, 4896 nt
Organism: Oncorhynchus gorbuscha (pink salmon)
Lineage: Eukaryota; Metazoa; Chordata; Actinopteri; Salmoniformes; Salmonidae
Product: protein SCAF11-like
Exons: 15
Coding region: 259-3852 (1197 amino acids)
Biological process (GO): spliceosomal complex assembly
Molecular function (GO): RNA binding
Source: RefSeq, a predicted model, not a curated record